UUCAAACAAAUACUGUUUUCAUUGGAAGAAAAAAACGCAAGACCAUGAAAAAGAUUAUCUUAGAGACCAACAAAAUUAAAAGAAGAUAACACCAGAUUCUAUGCAUGCGUCAUAUUAUGUCCCCACAAUCUAAGCCUUGUUUUUGUUUAAUACUAAUGAGAACAUCAUAGUACAGAUUGAUACUUUCAUUUCUCAAAUUUUCUAUAUUAAACAAAAACAAAUAUAACAUUAUAUAAUGUCUGAUAUGCAACAUAUUCAGUUUAGUAUAACCUACAUCAAUGGUCCCAAAUCGCAAUAAGUGAAGAGACUAAUUGACUAAUGAAAUGCAAAUCAAAUUGUAAUAUUCAAAUGGUAUUUUCUCAAGUCUUAUAACCAUUUUCCAAAGGUAGUUACUAAUUAAUAUAGUCUUUGACACACUCCCAUAUAUACAGAUCACACGCCAUUUCAAUAUAUAUUCGAAUCUCAUCUAGAAAUUCUCCAUAUAUCCAUUUGUUUUCUAUUCCUGUUACUGUUAAUCUUAUACCUUAAACUAUAUCACCUAGUCACAAAUUAUACCUUUUUCAUCAUCUGUUAAAUGUUGUUGGAAGAAACAGAACCACCAAACCAGACUCUAGAUCAUGUCCUAAGCUGGCUUGAGGAUUCUGUGUCCUUAUCCCCAUUACCAGGAUUUGAUGAUUCUUAUUUGCUCCACGAGUUUGAUGGGACUCAAACGUGGGAAUGGGAUCAGACUCAAGAUCCGGAACAUGGUUUUAUUCAAAGCUAUAGUCAAGAUCUUAGUGCAUAUGUGGGUUUUGAAGCAACUAACCUGGAAGUGGUAACAGAAGCUCCAUCCAUUGAUUUGGAUCCUCCACCUGAACUUCAGCAACAAAAUGAUCAGUCCAGGAAAAGGAGCCGCGACGGGGUUAUCGAGGCACAACAGGUGAAAAAAUCGGCAAGGAGCAAGAGAAAAGCAAUCAAGUCUAGUGAGAAGAGCAGCAAAGAUGGUAACAAGGAAGGUAGAUGGGCAGAGAAAUUGCUUAACCCUUGUGCCUUGGCCAUUACGGCAAGUAACUCAUCAAGGGUUCAACAUUACCUUUGUGUUCUCUCUGAACUGGCCUCUUCUUCUGGCGAUGCUAAUCGUCGGCUUGCAGCUUUUGGUCUUCGGGCUUUGCAACAUCAUCUUUCCUCAUCAUCCUCUGUGUCAUCAUCUUUUUGGCCUGUUUUUACUUUUGCUUCAGCAGAAGUGAAGAUGUUUCAAAAGACUCUGCUUAAGUUCUACGAGGUAAGCCCUUGGUUUGCUUUGCCUAAUAACAUGGCAAACUCAGCUAUCCUGCAGAUUCUAGCACAGGAUCCCAUAUAUAAAAAGGAUCUUCAUAUUCUUGAUAUUGGUGUUUCUCACGGUAUGCAAUGGCCCACUUUGUUGGAGGCUCUGAGCUGCAGACCAGAAGGACCUCCUCCUUGUGUUCGAAUAACCGUUGUAUCUGAUCUAACCGCAGACAUACCUUUCUCUGUUGGUCCACCAGCUUACAAUUAUGGUUCUCAACUCCUUGGCUUUGCUCGGUCUCUCAAGAUCAACCUUCAGAUUAGUGUACUUGACAAGUUCCAGCUCAUUGAUACCUCACCUCACGAGACCUUAAUAGUCUGUGUUCAGUUUAGGCUGCAUCCCCUGAAGCAUAGCAUCCCUGAUGAGAGAGGCGAGACUUUGAAAGCACUGAGAAGUUUGAGGCCAAAAGGAGUGGUCCUUUGUGAGAACAAUGGAGAAUGUAGUGCCAGUGGGGACUUUGCAGCAGGAUUCUCGAAGAAACUUGAGUAUCUAUGGAAGUUUCUGGAUUCAACAAGCUCAGGAUUUAAAGAAGAGAAUAGUGAAGAGAGAAAACUAAUGGAAGGAGAGGCAACAAAGGUGUUGAUGAAUACAGGAGAGAUGAAUGAAGGAAAAGAUAAAUGGUAUGAAAGGAUGAGAGAAGCUGGUUUUGCCGCAGAAGCAUUUGGAGAAGAUGCAAUUGAUGGAGCCAAAUCUUUACUGAGAAAGUAUGACAACAACUGGGAAGUAAGAAUGGAAGAUGGAGAUACCUAUGCUGGAUUAAUGUGGAAAGGAGAGGCAGUUUCCUUUUGUUCAUUGUGGAAGUAGCUAGCUUCUUUAUGUUUGUCUUAGCUUCCAAAUAAAAGGCUUGUGUAAAUUGUUAUCUGCAGUGUUAUUUUACUGUGAAGUAGACAAUUAAUGCACUAUUUUCCAUCUUCUAACUCUCUCCCUCCCUCUUCUACUUUAGCCUCUGAAGACAAAAUAAGUAAUUUAGUUUCAACAUUUUCCAACCCUAAAUUCACUGUGGCAAGAAAGUAGUUAAGUAACAGGAAACGCAUCAAGAUGUUUACAGCAACAAAUA
Messenger RNA from Arabidopsis lyrata subsp. lyrata, 2360 nucleotides. Its product is annotated as scarecrow-like protein 29. Gene Ontology annotation, molecular function: DNA-binding transcription factor activity; sequence-specific DNA binding. The record is from RefSeq and is a predicted model, not a curated record. Gene Ontology annotation, cellular component: nucleus. Gene Ontology annotation, biological process: regulation of DNA-templated transcription. Lineage: Eukaryota; Viridiplantae; Streptophyta; Magnoliopsida; Brassicales; Brassicaceae. The transcript has a single exon. The coding region runs from base 575 to 2107 and encodes 510 amino acids.